AUGGCCACGCGAACGACCCUGCCCCCUCUAGACGCGGCAUGGGACCCGACCCUGCAGACCGACGACGACGACGAGUACUGCUGGACUCCGCUGCAGCUCGCCGCGCGGGGCGGGGAUCUGGAGACCAUGAGGCAACUCAUCGACAUCAGCCCGUUCACUGUGAAUGACGCUCCGCGGGGGUAUUACGGCCAGACGGCCCUCCAGGCGGCGUGCAUGCAGGGGCACGAAGAAGCGGUGCGGAUGCUGGUCGAUGCGGGGGCGGACGUCCACUACAUGGGCGGGAGUAACAUCCAGCGCAAUGCCUUGCAGAUUGCAUGCGGGCAUGGGAACGAAAAGAUCGUGGACAUUCUUCUAAGUGCGGGAGCCAGAGUGGAGGAGCGGUCAUCGUCAUCGCAGGGGCGCGGCGCGGAGGAGACAACGCAGAGAGCACCGAAAUCCUCCAUUGUCGUGGCGAGAUAUAAUGGGAGAACGGCACUGCAAGCAGCUUCAGAACGCGGCCAUGAGAAGAUCGUCGCCAGACUGCUCGAGCUCGGCGCGGAUGUGAACGCUCCGCCCUCGCCAACAGCAGGGUUCACCGCGUUGCAGGCUGCGGCAGGGAACGGCUUCACCUCAAUUGUCGAACUGCUCCUCCGCCACGGCGCCGACGUGAACGGCGCCCCCGCAAAGACGAAAGGGUUCACGGCUCUGCAAGGGGCAUGUCUACGCGGCCACCUCGACAUCGUCGACAUGCUCCUAGAGUCCGGCGCGGACGUCCACGCGCUGGGCGGCCUCUGGGGAGACGGAACGGCGCUGCAUGCUGCAGCGGAAAAGGGCCAUUUUGAGAAGAGGAAGGGGCCAGACUGCGCUUCAGAGUGCCUCGGCGGCGGGACACGAUGA
Molecule: messenger RNA, 876 nt
Organism: Purpureocillium lilacinum
Lineage: Eukaryota; Fungi; Ascomycota; Sordariomycetes; Hypocreales; Ophiocordycipitaceae
Source: RefSeq, a predicted model, not a curated record